AUGUAUUCUACUCGAAUUCAUAAGCGGGUCGAUCAAAUGAUUUCUUUCUUGCGUCGUAUUGGCAUUUGGCAUGGUGAAGAUAGACCUUCAACUAGUCAACUCAGACUGAAGACAUUCUGUUGUAUCUAUUACCUGCUGUUUUUUACUUCACUGUUGAUUGGAGCAAUGAUAAAUGAGACCGUAGAUCAGAGUGUAUUUCUAGCUGAAACAUCAACUGUUGCCUUGGUAUUGACGAUUAAAAUUUGCAUGUUGCUUUGGAAACAGAAGCAAAUUAUGGGAUUGCUGAAUCGAAUUUGUGUUUUCUCAAUUCGAAAUGAUGAAGAGUUUGCAUUUUUCAAUGACAAAGUGGAAAAAUUCAACAAAUUUCUGAUUGCGUUCGCAUGUGCUUCUAUCGCUGGUACAUUUGGAUUUUUAGCUUUCCCCUUUAUUGGAAACAAGAAAUCUGUUGUUUUGGAUAUAGCCUUUCCAUUGGAUUGGGAAAAUAGUGAAAUUGGAUUUUGGAUGGUGUACAUUUUCCUUGUCACCGAAAGUGCUCUCUCUUUUUUGGCAAUGACGUGUUCCGUUAUAAUUUGGUAUUUAUUGCUGCACUGUUCUUUAAGAUACAAAAUUCUGGGAAUGGAGAUCAGGAACGUGGGACGAAUCAGAGGUGGUAAAGUGAAAAUCUUGGAAAAGGAACGACAGGCUAUUUUUUACCAGGACUUAGUAGUGUCGAUUGAAGGUCACCUUCAUUUAAGGGGGUUGAUCGUCGAAGUGGAAGAAUUCUUAUCCAAAUUAUUUCUACUGCAAUUCGCCACCAGUAGCAUCUGCAUUUGCGGUUCAAUUUAUUGCUUGGCAUUCGAUAUCAGUGACAACUUUCUGGAGCGCAUAGUCCACGUAUAUACGUUUUUCUACAACAUCGCUGAAUUGUUUAUGAUAACGUAUUUCGGGAAUGAGAUUAUGUUGUCAAGCAGUCGCCUAACAUACAGUUUGUUUGAAUCGGAAUGGAUCGGACAACCACAAUCGACCAUUAAAUGCAUAAUAAUUUUUGGUGAAUAUUUGAAGCGAUCGCAUGAGAUGUUAAUCGGUAAAUUGUAUCCGUUGACUUUGGAAACAUUUACUAGGAUUUUGAAAUCGUCUUACAGCCUGUUCAAUAUCAUAAAGAACACUAAAUAAUAAAAUUGGAUGUUGCGGAAGCU
Bradysia coprophila is the source of this 1175-nucleotide messenger RNA. RefSeq names its product putative odorant receptor 71a. Gene Ontology annotation, molecular function: odorant binding; olfactory receptor activity. Gene Ontology annotation, cellular component: plasma membrane. The record is from RefSeq and is a predicted model, not a curated record. Gene Ontology annotation, biological process: sensory perception of smell; detection of chemical stimulus involved in sensory perception of smell. NCBI's taxonomy places the organism in Eukaryota, Metazoa, Arthropoda, Insecta, Diptera, Sciaridae.